Molecule: messenger RNA, 303 nt
Organism: Penicillium angulare
Lineage: Eukaryota; Fungi; Ascomycota; Eurotiomycetes; Eurotiales; Aspergillaceae
Exons: 2
Coding region: 1-303 (100 amino acids)
Source: RefSeq, a predicted model, not a curated record
AUGGGUAUUCUAGCCCCAUUCACAAUAACCUCAAUUUUCACCUCAUCGGCAUCCGUAAUAGGCAUCUUGGGGACUCAGAUACCAAAAGUCGUUGAAAUCACGACGCUUAACGAAGAAACUAUCUCCAGACAACUGGUCGUGAUCAUCCAGACCGCCGGGACCAUCGUUGCCGGGGAAGAAAGUGCGGAAUCGGCCGUCGGCAUAGGCUCCGAUCCAGUAGACACGAAUCUUGCCGAAGACAUCGGCAAAGUCUGGAUUGACUUGUUUCAUCUUGGGGUUUCCGCAGAGCGCACGGGCAAUUAG